UAUCCAGUGUAGCAGUUUUCACACGACUCUCAUCACUGGAAUCUAAAGGCGUUCAGUGAUAGUAAUGUAAAUUUGCGUCGUAAAUCCCGUGGAGGUUAAAUGUUACUUACGAUUUAACAAGCCGCUUAUGAGGUGGAAUUGAAACUUCUUGACAACAUGGACAUUAGACUCCCAAAGCAAGCCGCGCAAAUCGUGACUUCAGAGAGAACUCCCCUUCCUCUGUCCUCCAUACGACUCUUGGUCCCUCCUAUACGCCUGAUGUCUGCUUUCAUGUGGAGAAUUGUGCAGCAAAUGGAUGCCAUGCAAUAUGGUGUGCUGGCAGAUUUUGUUUCAUUGGUGUCAGAGACAGUUCCAGAACUGGUUAGUCGUACACACGGAGUCGAACUCAUUCUGGGACUGCGCGCAAAGCUCAUAUUGAAGUUGUGCGAGAGUGAUGACCCUGAUGACAUCCUCGCCAUCCAGCCACACCUCAACAGUAUUCAGCUCGUGGAUCAAGCUGGGAUGGGAGAUGCAGGUGUUUGUUUUGUGGAGCUUGUCCAAAGACUUAUUAAAGAUGUUGAUGAGAGGGAGCAUUUCUUUCAGCAUGUGUUUCCAGUGGAAUUUGGGACUGACUUUGACUCAGCCAUUCAGGUUCUGAUGUGGCAUUUCCUGUCCAGGCUGGAGCAUUUCCUUCCAGUCCCUGACCUCCAACAGACUUUAACUUGGCUUGACCUCACGUUGCCUGUUUCUAAAGAUUGCGAGGAGUUCAUGAGUCAGUCAGAUCAUCUGAAAUCACUCCUUGACCACCACAAGAAACGCGGACAUCUAGAUACCAACACCUCGCAUCAGCCUCUAAGUGCAGGAAAUUGCAUCCUGUCCACACUCUCUGGUAAACCAGUUGACAUCCAUCAGCAAAGCUUAGGUCACAUUCAGAUGUUCAACAGACGGACUUCAGACCAUGUUGAGGAAAGUGCCAUGGAGACAGUAGAAGGGGUGUCUGAAUGGACUGAGACUCAAGAAGGACAUCAGGAUGAAGAGCGAAUACCCCUCAUUACCGACUCUGGGCAGAAGAGGGAAGAUAAAUCUGGCUGUGAUUUGGAUGAUACAGUGCUAACACUUCAAGAAGACCAGAGAUCUGAAGAUGGGGCAGAUAUGGUGGUUUCAGAGAAAUCAGACCCUAAUGCUGAGCAGUCAGAGAUCCCGUCUCGAAGUAGCACCUCUUUGGUUACACAGUCAGUGUCUGAGGAAAUUGCCGUUUCAAAAAUACCUUUAGACACACGUAGAUCUGCAAGGAAGCCUAAGACCACAUGGAAGAUUAAAAUAGUGAACCUUCAAAAGCACAAGAGAAAGUCAGCAACUCCUAAAAGAAUGUAUGCAAGAAACCUGCAGAAUCAAGCUGAGUUAGAUAAUGUUCCCUCAAACAUUGAUGACUCCAAAGGCUUUAACGAGUCUGAUUUUACUUUAGAUGAGAAGAACAGAGAUGGACCCUCUCACAGCUUCUCAUGCUUGCAGUGCCCAUUCAGUGACUCCAAGGAAGAAAACCUCAGGAGUCAUAUAAGAGAAGUCCACUCCACUGAGGUUAAAGGAAGUGAACAUGAUGGUGAGGCUGUUGAUCCCUCGUUGCCCAACAGUUGCCGCAUUUGUGGUAAAAGCUACCGUUUCCCAUACUUGCUGAAGGCCCAUCAGCGCACCCACACAGGAGAGCGUCCUUUUCUCUGUCCGGUGUCUGAGUGCAGCCGCAGUUUUUCCCAUUCCCGAGCCCUGCGCCGCCAUCAACUCAUUCAUUCCUCUGAAGACGUUCAAACGAAAGAUGCUUCCCAGAAAAAAAAGAAAUCAAAAAAGAAAAAGAAAAAACCUCAGACCUACAACUGUCUAUACUGUGGAGAGAACUUUAGCACCAUCGCUGCUAGAAGAGACCAUCACAAGACCCACCCUGAAGAUAAGGUGCAUCGCUGCAACUCCUGUGGGAAGCAGCUUAGCUGUCAGGCAGCUCUUAUCAGACACAAGCGUAUCCAUGCCGAAGAUCGACCCUAUAAGUGCACAGAAUGUGACUCCACCUUCAUCUGCUCGACCACCUAUAAAAGGCACAUGUUGACCCACCAGCCUGAGAGACCAUUCCUUUGUACCUGUGGGAAGGGGUUUACAUAUAGGGGGGCUCUUUUGGCUCACCAGCGCAUCCACAUCCAAUCUGAGGACAGACCGUUCCAUUGCAUGGACUGUGGAAAAGGGUUUCUUUACCGCGGGGCUUUGGCGCAACACCAGAGGACCCACUCCAAAGAGAAACCAUUCCCUUGUGGACACUGUGGGGAGAAUAGUAACACAGAGAAUUCUCUUUGUUCACACUCAGCCGGCCACACCACAGAGAAGAGUUACAAAUGCACCUUGUGUGACAAGUCAUUCGCCUUCAAGGCCAGUCUGACUCGACAUAAACUUACACACACCGGAGAGAGGCCUUUUCUCUGUGCCGACUGCGGAAAGGCUUUUUUUUCUUUCGGAGAGUUGCUCAAGCACCAGCGCUACCACACAGGCCACAAACCUUUCCAGUGCCCGGACUGCAAAAAGAGUUUCACGCAAGCCUGCUACCUGCAAGUCCACAUGAGGCACCACACAGGUGUACGACCCUACUCCUGCUCAGAGUGCAAUAAGAGCUUCUUUAGUUCUUACCGCCUCAAGAGACACCUGCGAAUUCACACUGGAGAGAAACCCUUCCAGUGCUCCGAGUGUGGAAAAAAAUUUAGACAGUCAUAUAAUCUAAAGGUGCACCUGCAUAUUCACCAAGAAAAGAAACCUGAAAGCAGGACAGUUGAUACCUUUUAGUGCUAUUGCAGGCAUUGUGUGCAAUUACAGGCAUUGUAAUUACUAAAUGUAAAAGGUUCACAGUAUUACAAGGCUACAAGUGAUUACAUUAUUUUUUUGUUAUGUCUGUUAUCUCUCUCUGUCUUUCUCUCUCACACACACACACACACACACACACACACACACACACACACACACACACACACACACACACACACACACACACACACGACCAAGUCAUUAUCAGUACUCCAGAGUGCCAGAAUAAAAGAACAUAUGAAUUACAACUGUGUUGUCGAUUUUAUUUUCAGAAUGAUAAUUACUGGUCUAACUACUUUUUAACAGCCUUUUAAUAAUUUUAAUAAGCAAAUAAACUAAAGGAGUUGUUGAUUUGGUACCAGUGAGACACUUGCGAACAUAAGUCAUGUGACGUUUGACUCACCUUGCAUGUCCACUGCCACAGCAAGAAUCCACUCAACACUGUUACACACGCAUGUUGUGUCUUUGGGUUCAAAAAUAUUAUUUUGCAUCAUUCACUCAUCUCACUGAAAGCAAGUUACAUCUGUAUAGAACGCCAAUGUAUGGAAGGCCGAAGGGACUAAAUUGUCUUUAAGUGUAACGUGUAAAGAUUAAUGUCAUAUUAGAUGUGUUCGUCUUAAUGAAGCAUCACACAGAUCGA
This is a messenger RNA of Xyrauchen texanus (razorback sucker), 3454 nucleotides long. Its product is annotated as zinc finger protein 184-like. Lineage: Eukaryota; Metazoa; Chordata; Actinopteri; Cypriniformes; Catostomidae. Bases 157 to 2796 code for a protein of 879 amino acids. The record is from RefSeq and is a predicted model, not a curated record. Gene Ontology annotation, molecular function: DNA-binding transcription repressor activity, RNA polymerase II-specific. Gene Ontology annotation, biological process: negative regulation of transcription by RNA polymerase II. The transcript has 9 exons.